Purpureocillium takamizusanense is the source of this 3264-nucleotide messenger RNA. RefSeq lists its product as uncharacterized. The record is from RefSeq and is a predicted model, not a curated record. The coding region runs from base 381 to 3035 and encodes 884 amino acids. The transcript has a single exon. NCBI's taxonomy places the organism in Eukaryota, Fungi, Ascomycota, Sordariomycetes, Hypocreales, Ophiocordycipitaceae. Gene Ontology annotation, biological process: DNA-templated transcription; regulation of transcription by RNA polymerase II. Gene Ontology annotation, molecular function: zinc ion binding; RNA polymerase II cis-regulatory region sequence-specific DNA binding; DNA-binding transcription activator activity, RNA polymerase II-specific. Gene Ontology annotation, cellular component: nucleus.
GCCGCGUGGUCGUUGCCUUAUUUAUUCAACGGCCGGCCGGCCGUUCCUGUUCGCGGGCGUUCCGGCACGUUCGCGCUUUCACUUUUCUUCGAGCCACAACGUCGUCUUACCGUCCGUCGCCAGCAGUGGAGCGUUUCGGUCGCACAGAGACACACCAAGUGCGCACGCAUUGAGACGGCCAAUGGUCUGAGCAGUCCACGACGAGCGGGCGAUUCGUCCUUCAUAUUUGUUUUCCCAAACGAGCAUCGCGCCGACUUUCCCUCCCUGGCCUUAGGCCCCCGACGCUCGGAGCUCCGAGCAGCGCGUCGCUGAGUCAUCCGUCCCCCGCCGUUGCACAGAGCGUGGCGUCGCCGCGCUCGUAACUCCGCUCGGCGUUUGCCAUGGAAAGUCCGUUGGCGCAAAAUCUGCACCCAUUUUUAUCAGAUCAGAUUGAUAAAGAAUCCCUUUACAACUGGCCGGGCCCCCUCACCUCGAUUGAGCCGCGUCUCAUCCUUGGACACAAACGUCGUAACUCCGACGACCACCGCACGGCAACCUCACCGACAAUGCCUGACACUGAGGAGCGCAGCGAGAGCCCCGAGUCCGACGCAGGCGGCGGCCCUCGCACCGGGGGCUCAGGCGGCUCAGACCAACCGCCCGCCCGCAAGCGCCAGCGCGUCCGCCUGAGCUGCCUCGAGUGCCGCCGGCGCAAGCUCUCGUGCGACCGUGGCUUCCCCUGCGAGCGCUGCAUCAAAAGCGGCACCCCGGACCGGUGCAGCUACGAGGCCCGCAACGGCGAGGUCGUCAACGCCUCCUCCGGCGUGCCCCCGCCCUUUGCCCAGCUCGACUCACGCCGCUUCGGCAUCGGCGCCGACGCCGCCGCGGGCUUCGCCGCCCGUGAGGACCAUGACCGCAUUCGGAGGCUUGAGCAUGAGAUCGCCCAGCUCAAAAACCUCCUCGCGCGCCCCGGUGCAGGCGCAGGCGCAGGCGCCGGAGCGGCCUCCUUUGACGGCAGCACCAUCGCCGGCACCAACUCACCCUCAACCCAAAAGGAUGACGCCCUCGACGCCGACUCUGGACCCCGCCCUGAGGUCCAGGAGUGCAUUGAGGCCAGCAACAUGAGCGGCGAAAAGGGCGAGCUGCGGUUCUUCCGCGGCAAAGGCUUCCGCACCCGCUACUUUGGCCCGCACAACGCGAGCAUGGCCUUUGUCGAGCUCACCGGCCUCUGCCCCUUUAUGAGGGAGACGGCCGACGAGUGGCUGCGGCCCGUCAUUCUGCACGACCGCAAGGACCGCAACCGCCGCAAGGAGGAGCGCGAGAUCAUCUUUGAGCAGCCCGAUGCCGAGCUCAUCGCCCUGCUCCCCACCAAGGAGGAGACGGACGCCCUCAUCAACGUCUACAUGGACCAGUUUGAGCAGGUGCACCGCAUCGUGCACAUCCCCACGUUCCGCAAGGAGUACGCCGACUUUUGGACGCCCGACAGUAAGCAGCGCUACGCCGCCUUUACCGCUCUCAUCCUCUCCAUGAUGGCCGUCGCCAGCUGCGUGCACACGCACGAGUCGCUCAAGUUUAUCGGCAUGAUGUCCAACGCCCGACACAUGGCCGAGAAGUGGAUCGACGCAUGCGACGCAUGGCUCUCACGCCAGAGCCAGAAGCACCGCAAGCUCAUCCAUUUCCAGAUCGCGUGCCUGCUAUACCUGGGCAAGCGCGUCAACACCAUCAAAAAGAAGCGCUUCUGGACCGGCGCCGGCGCGCUGAUCCAGGACGGCAUCUCGGUGGGCCUGCACCGCGAGCCCAGCCACAUGGCCGGCAAAAUUAGCGUCUACAACCAAGAGAUGCGACGGAGGAUCUGGACGACGGUUCAGGAGUUUGACAUGCAGGCCUCGUUCGACCAUGGCUUGCCCACACUGUUGAGCCAGCUGCACUACGACACCAACCCCCCGCGGAAUUUGGACGAUGAGGACUUUGACGAAGAUACGGCCACGCUGCCGCCUUCGAAGCCGCAGAAGGAGUACACCUUUAGCUCGUUCCAGAAUCUCGCGCGGCAGAGCCUCAUGCUUCGUCUGGAGCUGAGCCGGCUGCUGACGGGACCCUUGUCGGACAUUGACUAUGAUCAAGUCAUCCGAUACACCAACGAUCUCACUCAAGAGAUUGACGCCCUUCCGUCGUGGGAUAUGAACACGGACAACACCAAGAGCAAGAAGAACCCACUCAUCGCUUAUACCCUCCUGCACGUGCAGCUGCGGCAAUACAUCAUCCCGCUGCACCAGCCCUACCUUAAGCUGCGCAAGCAAAACUCAAAGUACCAGUACUCGGAGAUUAUCUACUACAACGCCGCCCGUGACAUUGUGCUCCUGCACGACAAGCUCUACGAGCAGGGCAUCCGGUCCCUCAACUUCCUGCGCGAGGACGCGCUGACGACUGCCAUCAACCUGUGCAGCGUGACGAUGCUGCAGCCGCGGGGAUCAACCAACAUGAUCAUGAUCAACUCGCACCACACGCUCAAGCUUAUCGAGAAGUGCAUCGCCAUGAAGGAGGACCGGCUGCUCCGCUGCGGCAACAACGAGCCGUGGGGCUACUCCAUCAUGUGCUCAGCGCUCGGGCUGCUCGAGGCGCACCUGGGCACCAAGACGCCCGAGGUGGCCAAGUCGACGUCGGCGGAGCGGUUCGUCAACCUGCACUAUCGGCUCCUCGCGAACCAGGAACCGCCCAUCUCGUCCGGACAGGGCCCGAACACGCCGCUGAGCGGCGCGGCGGCGACCAUGUCGGCGCCGGGGCUGGGCCCGGGCCCGGGUAUGGAGGUGCCCGACAGAGCAAAGGUAACCACUUCCAGUGCGUCGCGCCGCCUUGACAGUGGAUCUGACGCUUUACCGCAGUCUGUGACGCCGUUCGCGUUCAACCCGGCCAUGUCGGCGGUGCCAGUCGACCCGGCGACGGGCGCGGCUCCGUGGAUCCUGGGUGGGGACCAGACGCAGCCAUUCAACCUGGAUCCGAGCCUGGAGUUGCUGGGGCUCAAUCUCAAUGAGAUUUGGGGCGAGUCGUGGGAGCUGGGAUAGAUAUAUAGAUAUACGUGUGCAUUCGGGGCGGAGUGCCAUGUCAUCGACUUAUUUUCUGGGGGAGAGCGUCGUGUACGAAAGAAGUAUAUAUUUAUCGCGUGGACGGACGGGUACAAAGGUUUAUUUAUGGGAGAUACGAAGCGACGAAGUUAUGGCGUUUGGGCAACCAUCAUGUACAACAGAAGAUACCAGAUAUUCAUCGAACCUCACGGCUCAUAUUGCAACACCC